UCCGCGACGCCGAGACGCCGCGCGCCGCGUCCGUCUACAUGACAAAAUGUCGGGGUCCCAGCGGGUGCGAAAGUCCUCGCCGUGCUCGACGGCGAAGCAGGGCCCCAUGCGGGCCACUCUGCCCGUGAGCUCGCUCCUCAGGCAGAGCAGACAGGCCAGCAACCUCAGGAAGAGCAACGGCAACAGCCCGACCGUCUCGCCGACCAACGCGAACGCGUGGCGGGCACGCAUCUCUCCGGAGACCUCCUCCUCCUCGGGGCAGCGGAGUCCCGGAUCGCUCUCCUACAAAGCCAAAUCAAAAACACUGAGUGGUCGCUGCAGCGAAAGCUUAAGCGGCAGUCAAAAUAUCCGCCGAACAGCAUCGCUGGACACAAUCUACUUAAAGGGACAAUGGCCCCGUGAUUCAUACUAUAUUCACACCAGUCUCUUACUGGUAGACAAGUCUACUCAGACCGAGGAAUGGUCCAACGAGCCACGAAAGAUGCAUGGUCGUCAUCCUCCGGAACAAACCACUACCGAUGAGAAACUGGAAAAGUACAUCAGGCAUCGAUUACAGCGUACCAAUAAGGAAGGUACGAGCAGUAGGGAAAGAACAGCUGCAUUCGGACUCAUCAUGCCCAGCGGACCACCACCUGCCCUUCCGGGAGACCAUACAGUACUCCUACCAAGUAUUGCAUCGCAAACACCCAUGCACAACCAGUUCAGCUUGAAUACAAAAGCGAGCCCCAUGAACAUACCAGUGAAACCGAUGAGGCCACCUAUGCGAUCCUCCAUCGAAGGGCUCAAUCAAGAGAUCGAAGGAUUAGUGCUCAAGUCCACAGCCCAAACAAGUGAUUCGGAGCAUCCUGUCGAAGACAAGUACGCGAGAUAUCGCGAGCAGAUGACACCCGAGGGACACCGAGCUCCAUUGGCGGACCUUUUGAGGGCCACUCGAAGCGUAAACACGCAAACUCCAGCUACCGACCUUCCCUCCAGCUCGUACUCUUCAGGUGGAAGCCGUGGCUCGACGCCGGAGCAGGAAAGGGAAGGGCGUUUGGGCACGUCUCCUCACAUCAACAGGUUUCUCGCUAGGGAACCCCCCGAUGGAUGUGAGAAGGUCAACCUCAAGUUCGUGGAAGAGGCCAGGCGACCGAUGAUAGACCUGAGCAAGCUGGACUACUGUCCGAAGCCGUGCGUAGCAUUCCAGCUGAAGCCGAGCCUGGGAUCAGCGUUCCUGCCACUACAGCAGCCGGCCAGCCCGACGAUGGUCGCCGGUGCGUCGCCCUCGUCGCACACGACACCGCCUACUCCUCCCCCAAAUCCAUAGUCCCACCCUGUACUCUACGGCGUGGCGCGCGUAAUGCCGAUCGGUAAAUAUAUAAAUACACACACACGGACAUCCACACCCCACGUAUACCCACGGACACGGACACGACCUGUACACACACACACACGAACAUAUAUAUAUUUUUUUUUAAACAACCUCGUGGCUGGAAAGUGAUUUAAAGGAGGUGACAAAAGAAGAGGGAGGGAGAGACCUACGGUUAUGUAAACGAAGGCACGUAAACAAAACAAAAGAUAUAUACCCGGCGAUGUGACGGAUAAAGGAUGUGGAAGGAAAAGGGACACACAGAGAGGGAGAGAAAGAGAGAGGAAGAGGAAAGGGGGGUUGAAAACGAAACAGAGUUACCGGAAGGAACGACCCUGGACCAUCCGCGGGGUGUCGCACCGCGGGGUUCGGGCCAGUGUUCAGAGUUCGCGGGGGGGCGAUCACCCUGAAGAGACACACCUCGACGGCACCCCCUGAUGGCGGAGAGGGAGAGAGAGGCGGGAACACGGGGGUCAGGAACCGCGGGAGGAACAAUAAUAAUAUUAAUAUUAACAUUUAAUAAUAGGUAUAAAAGUCGGGGGAUAAUAAGAUGAUAACGUUUAAAUGGGAGGAGGACCGAGGGAGGUACGGCGGGAUGGGAAAUGUACGAGGAACAAUAAUUUGUGAUAACUGAGAUAUAAAGAAAGAGAGAGAGUGAGAGAAAGAGAGAGAGAGGGAGAGAAACAAAAAGAAGAAAACAAACAACGUUUAGGAAUAAACAUUGUGUUCUACAGGGACAAAAGACUAAUGAGAGAAAUUGUGUAUUCUAAAUUUAGUGCUCUAAAACGUGCUAAAGGGGAGAGGCGACGGUGAGGGCGAAGCGGAGGAAGAGGAGGAAGAGAGAGAGAGAGAGACAGACGGCUUUAGUUUUCUACGACGGGGAGGAGAGAGUGUGAGAGAGGGAGAGGUGUGCGAGGUCAAGACGCGCGACAAGUGCUGGAGGAGGAACAAAGUAUUAAGGAUUUAACGCGGAGGGAGAUGAGGGGAGGAGGAAGUUGGCCCUGGACUGGACCGGCGGGGAUGCGUGCCCCUGCCCCCUCUAACCCCACAAUAGUGCAGCUCUGCCCCCGCCCCCGCCCCCGUUUGGUAGAUGCGUUUCUUCGACAAACCCUUACGGCUUCCCGAACGAGCCGACCUCGUAGCCGGUACGACCAUCCGUUUUUUAGGACCUUGUAUGUUAUUUUAUGUAUACAUAGGUGUAUUGCAUAUAUUCAUCCCCUUGUCUUUUUU
Messenger RNA from Orussus abietinus, 2578 nucleotides. RefSeq names its product protein FAM117B. The record is from RefSeq and is a predicted model, not a curated record. The transcript is spliced from 8 exons. Lineage: Eukaryota; Metazoa; Arthropoda; Insecta; Hymenoptera; Orussidae. Bases 47 to 1306 code for a protein of 419 amino acids.